GAAGAUUUACAGCCACCCUAGUUGCAGCUCAGUGAACUGGCUGGUGCUUCAGUAAAGUUACAGUUCAGCUUUUACAAGCUCCGUUUGAAGUCUUUUUCCUAAAAUGGAGAAGUCAGUGCACCAUCUGCACACGGGACUGUUUUUUCCUCUCACGGGAGCAGAAGACUCACACACUGCGUACAGCACAGUAUAUCAGUCCACUUGGAUCUCUAGAGGACAUAAAAGGGAAAAAAAACAGAGAACUUGUGCUUUUCAAUCACAGCCUGCCUGUACGGAAAUGUGUUUUUAUCCUCUUCAGCAUUAUCAAAUGACACCAGAGAUUGUGGGAAAUAAGUAUGUGAAGCAGUUGGAAGAUAACCAUGUCGAUGUUUGGGAAAGUGAAGACGUGUAACUCUGCCGCAGCUGCUGACAGAAGUCCAUCCGAGUGUAACCUGGUGCUGCUCGGUGUGAUGGGCUCCGGGAAAUCAGCACUGACUGUCAAAUUCCUCACAAAGCGCUUCAUCAGUGAAUAUGACCCCCAUCUGGAAGAUAUCUAUUCAUCAGAGGAGAGGGUGGACCAGCAGCCAGUCACAGUGAGAGUGAUGGACACCUGUGACCAGGAGGGUCCAGUGAACAGUGAGCGUUAUCUGACGUGGGCCAGCGCCUUCCUCGUCAUCUACAGCAUCGACAACACGGAGAGCUUUAAAGGCUGCCAGCUGUACCUGCAGACGCUGGCUCUACACAACAAAACCUUCAGGCCACAAACUCCCAUCAUCCUGCUGGGGAACAAGCUGGACAUGGACAGACACAGGCAGGUGAGCCGGUGUGACGGAGAGCUGCUGGCGUCUCGUUUUGGCUGUUUGUUCUUUGAGGUGUCGGCCUGUCUGGACUUCCUCUCUGUGCAGCGCGUCUUCCAUGAGGCGGUGAGGAGGGUGAGACGUGGUGGGCAGCGUGGCCGUCUGGUACCGGCCGUCCUCAUCAGCGAGGACAAAGCGCUGCUUGAUGUCCCCACCUUCACCACCCCCUGCUACAAGGAGCUGCCGGCCCCCGCCACCGCCAAGCUGGUCACCGUGAAGACAUCCAGAGUGCAGAGCAAACGGAGGGCCGCCACACUCACCCUGCUGAAAGGCUUCAAGAUCUUCUAACUUUACAUUGGAGUUAAUGGAAAUCCCGGGCCGGGGACAAAGCGUUGGCAUUUGAUGCCCUGGGAAUUCCCAACUCUCCUGGAUGAUGUAACAACCCAACAUAUUUAUGUUCUGACCACUAGUUUGACUUAUGAGUAAACAGGUUUUAUCUGUCAUUUUGACUGACAGCUAUCAGUACUACAAUCCCCAUGAGCUGGGGCCGCUGUUGCCAUGGAGAAGAAGCCAGCCCAGAAUUGUAGUAGAUUCAAAAUGCCUCGUCACAGUUUUGAACAAAACAUGUCGCCAUGCUUCAUUUAAACUGAAGAUUGUCAAAUCUGUUUUCUCAGCACCAUAACCUUUAACUCCCGCCCACCGUUAGUAGCUGACAUGACAGAAUUUUAAGCUCUGUGAUUGGAAGGUUCUUGCUGAAAUGGUUCUUGUACCUCUGACUUUUUUUUAUCAAAGAAUCAGAUACUUUCAAACGUAGUUGUUCAUCUUUUGUAGUGAUGAUUUAAAUAGAGCGUCGACCCAACUGUCACCUGAUAUUGUCAAUGGGAAAAAUGAAUGGGACUUUUACUCAAAUAGAGAAGCAAAGUCCUGCCCCUUCUGGUGGACACCAUGGGACCUUAUUUUGGAAAAAAUAUGAACGGUAGUCAACGGCGAGAGAUAAAUACUUUUUAACCCCGUUUGAAUUACACCAUGAAUCACACAUAUGAUGUUUGUACAUUUAAAAGAUAAUUUUGCAUGUCAAGAAAGUCUCAGUUAAUCUACAAACAAACCAACAGACCAACGACGGUGAAAACAUAACCUCCUUCCUAGGCCUUCAGUCUGACGGAGGUAAAAAUAAUUGCUUAAAACAUGUAAAAAGACUGAACUACAGUACUGAACUGUGUAGUUAAACUGUUUUUCACCAUUUUUGUGUUCAGGAUAUUUUGGGCGGGCUUGAAAUCAUGGCUCGAUGACCCCACUGCCAUCCUGAGCAUAACCCCUCCUCUAACACUAUAUGAUAACUAGAGCACAUAGCAUCAGUGGUUGUCCCCCUCUCAGUCGCCAGUUACAACACUUCCUCACCACAGCCAGUGGUGUACUGGCCAUCUGGCAUACGGGUCAAAUCCUAGUGGACCGUCAAGACAUCCAUAAAGGUUUUACUGGUGGUCCAGGUCCAGUCCCGUCUGUCUCUCUGUGUUCCUGUCAUUCAGGGUGUGCAUGAGAACAUACUGCGUGUUCCAGGUCUGCGCUCACUGGCCAAUCACAACCAAGCUAGUUAAACUUGUGCUUAUGUCGGUGGAUACAUAGUUUUAAUGACUCGUUUCACUAUCAGAAUCUGAUCGAUUUGGUCCGAUAACAUUUGGAAAGUCUAGAAGAGUCUCACGAUUUAAUUAUUUUAUCCCCCUUCAAGUAAGCAUAGGGCUAACCGGAAGUUAGCUGGCUCGGCCGGCGGAAGUCUCUGUUACACAUGCUCUGCCAAUAGAGCAUGCACGUUAAUAGUUUUCAAAAGUCGUGUUCAGCAUUGGAUGGCCAACAACGUAUAAAGUGUUGUAUAUACUGUUCUUACAUAAUCAACCCUGACCCGUGAUUGGGUGAGGUUUCAGCGCCUUCAGCAGCCUUCAUUGUGCCUGCCAGCGUUUCAGAGCAGAGAAUACUGCUUAUUUUUCCAUGAUUUUUAAACCUCAUUUUAUACACUGGGUGAUUAUUUUAUUCAUUCAAAUUUGGCUGGGUGGUUAAUAAUACAUUUUUCUGUGGUGUGACAAA
Molecule: messenger RNA, 2855 nt
Organism: Sebastes umbrosus (honeycomb rockfish)
Lineage: Eukaryota; Metazoa; Chordata; Actinopteri; Perciformes; Sebastidae
Gene: rasl12
Product: RAS-like, family 12
Exons: 5
Coding region: 360-1124 (254 amino acids)
Molecular function (GO): GTP binding; GTPase activity
Source: RefSeq, a predicted model, not a curated record